GCAGCCACAAGUUGGACGUCGAUCGCCGACUGUGGUACACACACGCAUAUCACACGUUUACGAUUUAAUAUUAUUAAAACCGCCACAAUGACCAAUGAUCGAUGAUAUAAUAUAAUAUUAUGUUUUUUAAUCUUGUUCAUUCCAUACUAUAAGUUCUCGGGUAUACUAAAAAAGGUGACUAUCAUAUUAUACCAGCUCAAUAUUAUACAAUAUCGUAGUAUAUAUUUCGAGAUGACGUCUUAAACGAGGAAUACAGUAAUAUAUUAAUAUUUAAUAUCGUUGUACACCGGYCACAAAUAUUUUAUAGUUAUAUCACUAUCAUAUAUAUACCUAUAUAUAAUUAUAUAUAUUAUAUGAGAGUGACAUUUUCGUGACGACUCGGACUGAUUCAAUUCGUGAUUUAAGAAUAUAAUAUUGUUGUACACACACUAUACAGCAUUUGAUUGAUGACAAUUAUUUCAAACCAUGUCAUAAACCGAUUGACUUUACGAGAUUAACGCUGCACCAUGAACCCGGCAAAUCGUCGUGAUUUCGGACGAAAGAUAUUCAGCCGACAUGUUUGAGUCCAGAUUUCAAGUGUACUUUGCUGUUAAACAUAUUCGAUUUAACUCAUAGCUGCGUUUGACCACUAUCCCAUACAACCCCGAAAACGCAAUGACCUACGACACAAGCGGGGUAAGACGCGAGAAGUCGUCGCCGUCGUCAGAAAAUCACGAAUCAUGGCAGGCCAUGAGCAUCAUGUCAAAAGCCAAGUUCAUGCUGAAACACUGUACGGUGGAGCCAAUGUUGGGAUGUUAUAUAGUGUCCAGCGUGCUGGCGUCACUCGCCACGCAGAAUCUGAACUUGCAGAAGGCGUGCCGGGUGAACCUUCAUCUGGACAACUCCACGUGCUCAGCGCUGGAGAGUCGGACGACGGACAACUACACGACGGAGGAUGAGGUGGUAGUUCAAGAGCUGGUGGCUGACAUGAUAAUAUGGAAGACGAUUGUGCAGAGCAGCAUACCGUCGGUGCUGAUAAUAUUCAUCGGGUCGUGGAGCGACCGGAACCACAAGCGUAAGCCGUGCAUGCUGAUACCAAUCAUAGGCGAAUUCCUCACCAGCAUCGGCCUGUUGAUUUGUACUUACUACUUUUACGAUCUCCCUAUGGAGGUGGCUGGGCUCGUGGAGUCCGUACCACCGGCUAUAACUGGUGGAUGGAUGACCAUGUUUAUGGCCGUGUUCAGCUAUGUAGGAGACGUGACUACGGUGAAAAUGCGCACUUUGAGAAUUGGUAUAGUGAACGUUUUCUGUUCUGUAGGUGUGCCCAUCGGUACCGCGUUAUCGGGUGUACUGUUCAGAGAACUCGGAUUUUAUGGCGUUUACAUCAUAGCCACAGUACUAUACAUAUUUGGUUUUGUAUACGGCAUGAUUUUCAUCAAAGAGACAACACCAGAGAUUAGUAUUGAGAGCAAAGCCCCGCCGAGGAACACGUCCUGUGUGGAUUUCCUCAAGGACUUUUUCAGCCUAAGCCAUAUAAAAGAAGCCGUUCGAGUGACAUUUAAGGAAGGACAAUACAACCGAAGACUAAGAAUUAUUGCUUUGAUGUUUAUCGUCAUUACCGUAAUGGGUCCUAUGCACGGUGAAAUGUCYGUGAUGUAUCUGUUUACACGCGUAAGAUUCAAUUGGGACGAAGUGAACUACAGUAUGUUUUCCACUUAUUCGAUGAUCACUAAUCUUGUAGGUACAAUUUUUUCGGUCGGGGUGUUCAGUCACAUGCUGCAAAUCGAUGACGCUUUAAUCGGAGUAAUAUCAUGUAUAAGCAAAAUAUUGGCCGGAUUCGUAUACGCGUUCGCUACAACGGAUUUUGUAUUUUAUUUGGCACCACUUGUUGAUAUUGUAAACGGCACGUCAUUUAUCGCGAUGAGAUCGAUUAUUUCCAAACUCGUACCGGCAGAUGAACUAGGCAAGGUAAAUUCACUCUUUGGCGUAUGUGAAGCUCUGGUUCCCCUAAUUUAUGGACCAAUGUACAGCGCUGUGUACAAGGCCACACUGAAGACGGUUCCUGGAGCGUUUUUCUUACUCGGUGGCGCAUUAACUGUUCCUGCAGCUCUCAUAUUUCUAUGGAUGUAUAAUGAACAUAAAAAGGAAGAAAGAGAAAAAGAAGCAGAGAUCAGAGAUGAAGAAAAGAAAUCUGAAGCGUUGAAGAAAAAAAAUAGUUUGGACUUUAGGAUAUCCUCGCAUGACUUUGAUUUGAAAACUAUAUUAGAUAGGCGGACACAGACUCACAGAAGUUCGGGACAAUUUUCAAGUUUGGGAUUCGACAACAUAGCAUUCCAGAUGGAAGAGGGAGCUACCAAUGGAAAAUAAUUCUAACGAUCAACAAUGUAUAAUUCAAUGAUUGAGUAUUUUUUAUUUCUUAUGUUAAAUCACAACUUCGUUCAUUCGCAUCGUGUGUAACAUGUGUACAUAAGUUAAGACGUCCGUAAACAUUAACUGUACAAUAACUCUUUUUCAAAAUCAAUAACUUGAUGUUCAUUUUUAAUUUAUGUCUGUAAAUUAGUAUCKUCAUGGUUGCGAUUAAAUAUUUUCGUAUACGGUUACCGUUUUUCGGUGAAUAGGAAAUUCAAAGUUACCUUGUGGAACAAUUUUUCUUGAAAAUUUGACUAUCGUUUUUCUAAGAGUGAAGUAUUGUAUUACACGUGUAGCCAUAGCUAAUAGCCACCUGCAGGCAUCUAAUUGACGACUUCAGUGUCCCAUUCCAAAACAAAAAUAUUGUAUAGUUUAUAUGUAUACAUAUAAAUUUAAUAGUUAUUUAGUGAGGCGAGUUAUAUAAUA
This is a messenger RNA of Diuraphis noxia (Russian wheat aphid), 2814 nucleotides long. Its product is annotated as putative peptidoglycan muropeptide transporter SLC46. Gene Ontology annotation, molecular function: transmembrane transporter activity. Lineage: Eukaryota; Metazoa; Arthropoda; Insecta; Hemiptera; Aphididae. Gene Ontology annotation, biological process: transmembrane transport. Gene Ontology annotation, cellular component: membrane. The record is from RefSeq and is a predicted model, not a curated record.